Messenger RNA from Dovyalis caffra, 729 nucleotides. NCBI's taxonomy places the organism in Eukaryota, Viridiplantae, Streptophyta, Magnoliopsida, Malpighiales, Salicaceae. The record is from the annotation of a GenBank genome assembly.
AUGGGUCGUUUAUGGACUUUUCUCACUCAUGUUCACACACUAUCUGGGCCAGUCGUGAUGUUGCUAUACCCCUUGUAUGCAUCAGUAGUUGCUAUAGAGAGUCCAUCAAGAGAGGAUGAUGAGCAGUGGCUUGCUUAUUGGAUCUUAUAUUCUUUUCUAACUCUUGCAGAGAUGCUGCUUCAAUCCAUUUUACAGUGGAUUCCUAUAUGGUACUCUUUGAAAUUGGCGUUGGCAGCAUGGUUGGUUCUACCGCAGUUUAAUGGGGCAGCUUUCAUUUAUGAACGGUUUGUGAGAGAACAUAUCAGGAAAUAUAUAGGGGAAAACGAUCAUCAUCCCCAUCACAAGUCUCCCGAUGGUAGUGGUAGUGGUAGUGGUAGUGGCCGUGGUGGUGGCAAAGGCAAGAGCAAGUUUGUUCACUUCAUAAGCUCCAACAAAUUACCAAUCAUAAAAGGUAUCUUGGAACGAGAGAUGUAUACUAUACUUGUUUAUACAUCUAGUGCUGUGGAUGCAUACCAUAGCAAUUUUUCCAAGACAAAGCAUGCAAUUCUUUUACUCUGUUCAGUGGACAAUAAGCUAGAGAAGCAAUCUGAUGUUAUAUCCAAAAAAGCUUAUUCUGCCAGCAACUUUAAAAAUGCCCCACUUCCCAGGAAUUAUGCCAGCUUCCGGUUUUUAAUUAGUCCACUCGACAAUGUUCCUUCUACUGGUAGAAUUAUGAAAGGAAAAGCUUAG